AUGUUUCAACUUGAAAUACGAAAUUUAUAUUUAUCACAUGAAAAUUUUCAUCCAAAUAAUCCUAACACUUUAUCAAUUAUAUGUACAUUAUCAACAUCAUCAACAGAUACAACAACAAAUGAAUCAUCUGUUGAUCAUUCAUCUCAUCACAAUGGAACAACAAUACAUGAAAAAAUAGUAUUAGAAAUCGCUGCAGAACAAAUGCGUCUUUAUGCACAAAAAAAAUAUGUGAAGAACAACAUUCAAUUGAAGAACUUGAAGAACAAACACUUUAUGCAUUAUGUACGAGAUGCUAAUAAAAUAUCGACUGUUGGUUCACAUGAUAAUGGGAAUGGAUUUGAUUUAAAUAAUGAUGAUCAAGUGACUGAUCUUGUUCUUAGUUUUGUAAGAAACUUUGUGAAUAAAAUUUGUGAUGAAAGUGGAGUUAACAUAACACAUGAAAAUAGUCUUCAUACAAAACUUUAUCUAAUUGAAAAAGUCUAUCAUGAAACACGAAAAGUUGCAUCAAUACCAAAACCAUUAUUGUCACGUUUUGUGAUCAUCUCUGAAUUAUCUGAACAGGAAGAAUCAAUUGCUUUUCAUUCAUAUUUAUUACCAGAUGGAAGAAAUGAAUUUUUUAUUGGACAAAAUUCUUUAUUACUAGCUGAAGGAGCUUUAAUUAUGACAAAUUAUCGACUUAUUUUUAAAGUUUGUCCAGUUAAUCUAAAAGGUCUUAUUCCACCAAAAGAUUUAUCAACACAUCAAACCAUGUCAUUAAAAUCAAAUGGAACGAAUUCUACAGGUUUUCUUAAUACUUUAAAUGGUUCGACACGUCAUCAACCAAAUAUCUUAAUUCGAACACUUGAACCAGUACGACGUAGUUUAACAUUAGCAAAUACUCGUUCACCAAAAUCUUUGUCUUAA
Messenger RNA from Rotaria sp. Silwood2, 903 nucleotides. NCBI's taxonomy places the organism in Eukaryota, Metazoa, Rotifera, Eurotatoria, Philodinida, Philodinidae. The record is from the annotation of a GenBank genome assembly.